UGUCGUCGCUCGAGAGAAGAGGUGCCCAGUUUCGAAGGGAUACAACUCCGCAAAGGACUCAAAGUAAAAGUGAAACUUUAAAGCCAAAGAGCAAACACACACACACGCGGACACGUUGCAUACAGUUUUGCGCGAGUGUGGGUGACUGCUGCCAGUGGGUGUGUGAGUUGGCCAAGUGGAUUUCUAUUUUUGGCCCAUUAAAAAGCCAACUCGUGAAGUGCAGUGGUGUUAACUUCGGUGCUAUUUGAAAGGACUCAUCGAAUUUCUAUACCAACGAAACAAAACGACUCCGAAACUCUGGCAAUCGCAAUCUGAUCCUUGGAGAUGUGGAGCAGGCAGCGUAUGCGCCAUAAGCCGCUUUGGGCCCUAAUAUCCUUGACCGUUUUGCUGCUGGUCCUGGACAAAAGCAAUGCCAACACGGAGCCCGUCGAGACUAGCACUACAUCCGAACCAGAUGCCUCGCCAGGCUGUCGGGCGCCGGAUGUGCGCUUCACGAUUGUGAAGCCGGAAGCGACGACGGAGCAGCCGCUGGCUAAAUUCGAGACCACGCAGAUCUACCUGCCGGAGGACUUCACCACGGCGGAUGUGGAGUUCGUGGACUCGGUGCCGCGUAACCCCAACGAGAACCAUGCGGCCGUAAUCAAUCCGUAUUCCCUGGACUUGGGCGACGACCACUUGCAUGUGGGCGAUGCGGCCGCCAGUUUGGUUGGCGACGAUGACCUGGGCGACGAGGACGAGGACCACCACGGGGACCCGGAGGAUAAGCGCUUAAAUGCCAAUCGCAAACAGGGGAAACGACGGCGCGCGGGUUCAGGCCGUCGCCGGAGGAUUGAGAAUGAAAAUGGCCAGACAGGCAGGGGUCGUGGCAGCCGAUAUAAGCGGCAUGCCAUCCUCCACGACACUGAAGCCUCACCGGAAACGGAUCGCUGGGCAGGCAGCAAGCUGGCAGCCGAGGGAGAUGUGUACUAUGUCCAUAUAGCUGAUAUUCUGAAGAGCCGUGAGCCAAAUCGUGAAUUGAAAUCGAAGCUGCACAAGCUCAAAAUGAAGGCAAGGUUAAACAAGUGUCUGGCGGAGGGUGGCAAGGAGAAGUGCACAAAGCUCCUCAAGAAGAAGCCCAAGAAGAAGGUCGUCCAAAAGGAGCCGUCGCUGAAGAAGGAGAAUAAGUUCCCUAAAGAAGAACAGUCCCAGAAAAAGGCACUCGCUAACGGACAACCGCCAAAGGAGGACGAACUGGAACUGGGCCAUCCGGAGGCCACUGCUCAUCACCGCCGCCGCGGCGACAGUCACGCUGCAGAGCUCGACCAGCGUGACCGGAGCCCGCGCUGGCGCCGCCGGCGCAGCACCGAGUUCAAGGGUGAUCUCGGCCAGCUGCCACCGGAGUCCGGAAUCGGGCCGGAGCCGGAACCGGAACCGCUAGCGGAUCAGGAGGACCUGCAGCAGUACGGAAAUCAGUCGAGCAGUGCACGAGUGGCCCUGUUGUGGCAACGUGUUAAGCGCAAGUCCGGCAAGACCACGGGUGCACUGAGCCGUCCGAAGGGUGGUGGCGACUCCAGCUCCAAGACCACUAGUCGCAAGGACAAGGGUAUCUACGACGAGGAGGCUGGCUACACGCCCUUCCAUCCAGACGAGGAGUUCGACGAGGAGGAGGAGGAGGACGAGGAGGUCGACAUCCUGCAGCAGUUCACCGAAGUCUCGGAGAUCCGCUUCCCGGGCGAGAUCGGACCCAUGGGCGAUCGGCGGCUGUGCAAGAUCCGCUGCGUCAAGGGCAAGUGGGUGGGUCCGUUGUGCGCCACCAACGAGGAGGACGAUAAUGGGAAUGUGAAGUUUCAGCCGCUCUACAAGAGCUGCCACGUGAACCGGAUACCAUCGCACUUGCUGCUCAGCUACCGCAACAUUUCAGUGACACCGAUCCCACCAAAUCGCGGCUGGCGUAAAACGCGAUUAUCCAAAUCGACACUUCUCUCAAAUACAGAAAUUAAUGUGGGAUGGGACCUGCCGCACGGACACUCGCUACAGGCGCGCUGCCAGGAGCUGGGCAUCUACAAGCUGCUGGGAGAGUCCAGGGUCCUCUGCUCCAACGGCCUGUGGGCCCCGAGGAUGCCCAGCUGCGUCCCCACCACGGUGCUGACCAACUACUCGGAGGACAGCGCCCCCUCGAUCCGCAUCAAGAUCUUCAACGGCUCCCACUCCUUUGAGCCCUCCGGCGUCAUGGCCGUUCCGCCGCACAGCACAGUGCUCAUGGACUGCAUGUAUCCGAGGGUUAGGGGCACUCCGGAGUGGAGCUGGACCAGCUGGUACAUGCAGUAUUCCACUGGAUGGUCUCCAGCCCAGGAGGAGAAAGCGGUGCGCUACCGGCUGAGCAUCAAGAACAUCGAGAACAACGACUCCGGAACCUUUACCUGCACCUCGCCGCGCGGACUGACCAACAGCAUUGCCGUCGUGGUGGCCACUUCGACGUGCCCGCAGCUGACAGAGCCGCUGGCGCCGCUCAAGCUGCGCCUCGAGGGCAACAAGCUGGGCCAGCGGGCGCACUACGAGUGCCCCGAGGGCUUCCGGCUGGACGGCGCCUGGAACGCCACCUGCCUGGCCUCCGGCAAUUGGUCAUCGCCGACGCCGACCUGCCAUGCCAUCCAGUGUCCGCGUUUGGAGCUGGACGAUCCCCACCUCAGCCUGAUCGAGCUGAACACCUCGGCAUGGGGGCGGGCGGUGUUCAAAUGCCAGUGGGGAUUCAAGCUGACCGGACCGGCGCAGCUGGACUGUGAGCCGUCGGGCGUCUGGAGUGGCCCCGUUCCGCGUUGCAAAGUCAUUCAGUGCGUGAUGCCAGUGGCGCCGCUCAACGGGCGCAUCGGGGGCACCAGCCUGAGCCAGAGGCGCCUCACCGUGGGCGCCCUGGUCACGUUCAGCUGCAACGACGGGCACAGCCUGGUGGGCGAGUCGAGCAUCAUCUGCACGGAGAACGGACAGUGGUCGCACUCGCCGCCUUUUUGCAAAUCGCAGUGCCCCUAUCCCGGCGAUCCGCCCAACGGGCUGAUUGCGCCGCUCAAGUUCAACUACGACGCCGGAGACUACCUGAGCGUCCAGUGCCGGCCCGGAUUUGUCCAGAGCUACGAGGGUCCGCCCGAGCGGCCCAAGUGCCAGCCGGAUGGCCGGUGGUCCGGUCCGAUGCCCAAGUGCAAGAGCUACGAGGAGGUGUAACCUCCAGGACCUCCACAGAUUGAAGCCGCCGAUCCAGAAGGACUCGCCGCCAAGUCAGCAUAACGGGUCCUCCAUCUGAGCGGAUGCUGUAAUUCCGAAUGCAGAUCGAAACCGAGUGAUAUUUAGAUUAACUUAGUGAGAGGUAUCAAAAUUAAUAGAUAUUUUAUCAGAUAGGUUCAAUUCAAAUUAUUGUCUUUCCGUGGCCCACGAAUCUUUCGAGAACUCUCCUUUCGAACGCUUUUGAAACUAUGUACUCUAAAUAGAUCAAGUUGAUCCUGCACACUCUACAGAUAUUUGUUCUUCAGAUUGAACAAACUUUGCGCUUGCAUUUCAUUACGAAGUAUCCUUGUACUUACACUAACUAUUUAAUGAGAUAUAUAAUCAACAUCUGCGUGCAGGUAACAUAUUUAUGUAUUACGUAUUCUGGUUGCAACUAAAAGUUACAUAAAUGUAAAUGUUUAAACGAAAACAAGCGAAAAACUUACCCACAGUGCGAAUAAAAAUAAAUAUAUAUAUACAGAUAAACGAUUCUAUUCCACCAUAUAAAUGUAUUACACUGACAGAAAUGCAGAUUGCAGCAGCAGUUGUUGGACGAGUGUUGAUUAGUUAGGAGCUAAGAAAUGCCAAGCUAAGUAAAGUCUUUAAAGUCAUAUCCAUAAAUUUGAUUCCUUGAAUGGCAGAGGAGCACCUAUAGGUAUUGCAUAGUGUAUUGUAGGCAGCUGCAAUCUUUGUGUAAAGUAAAGACCGUUUUAAAUAAAAUACGAUAUUGUGUAAAAUGCAA
Molecule: messenger RNA, 3976 nt
Organism: Drosophila santomea
Lineage: Eukaryota; Metazoa; Arthropoda; Insecta; Diptera; Drosophilidae
Gene: hig
Product: locomotion-related protein Hikaru genki
Exons: 9
Coding region: 325-3195 (956 amino acids)
Source: RefSeq, a predicted model, not a curated record